This is a messenger RNA of Diabrotica virgifera virgifera (western corn rootworm), 6277 nucleotides long. RefSeq names its product ER membrane protein complex subunit 1 (gene EMC1). The transcript has a single exon. Gene Ontology annotation, cellular component: EMC complex. Gene Ontology annotation, biological process: protein folding in endoplasmic reticulum. The coding region runs from base 67 to 2745 and encodes 892 amino acids. NCBI's taxonomy places the organism in Eukaryota, Metazoa, Arthropoda, Insecta, Coleoptera, Chrysomelidae. Gene Ontology annotation, molecular function: protein binding. The record is from RefSeq and is a predicted model, not a curated record.
CAGAUUAUAUUUUCUUCUUUUUUAAAGUUAACGUUUAGAGGUUAUGUGAACUCUGAUUUAGCAAUAAUGGCAAAAGUUGAACAUUUAGUAUUUUUAAAAUUAUAUUUAAUAUUAAUAAGUGUAGUAAAUUUAUCAAGUGCCAUUUAUGAAGAUCAAGUAGGAAAAUUCGAUUGGAAACGAUCGUUCAUAGGAAAAAGCAAAUUUGCAGAAAUUGAUUCCAAGAGAAUCAUCAUCGCCACUGAACAGAAUGUUUUAGCUAGUUUAAACCUCAAAAAUGGUCAGAUUUUGUGGAGACAUGUACUAGAAGACCCCAAAGAGUAUGAAAUUAAAUUAUUAUACAUAGACAGAGACAUAUACACAGUAUCAGGGACAAUAAACACCUGGAUAGUUAGAAGCUGGGACAUCAACACUGGGGCCCUUAUCACAGAAUGGCCGAUUAUUACCGAUAAACUACCACCUAUGGACUUCCGUGUACUAGAUGGAAAACUAAUCAAUAUCAUUCCAGUUGUCGGGUCCCAUUUGGAAGUUUCUAGUUACUACCUUUCUACAGGCGAAGCAAUCGAAAAGAACUUGAAAAUAUCAGCUCCUUGGGUAAAGGAUACUUCAAAUUGCGUGGUUUCCAGCUCUAAAUACGUGUGUUUGUCAAGUAAUGACUAUUCAGGUCAGUUAUAUUUUAUUGAUUAUCUUGCUAAGGAUGAUACAGUUCAUUCAAAAUCAAUACAAAGUAUCUUAGGUGAUGGCUCGGGACCAAUUAGUAUUAAGCAAUUGAACACAAACAUUCCAGCUUUUUUGUUAAUUUCAAAUAGAGUAGAAAAAUUAGUUGAACUAGAAAAUGAAAAUAUUAAAAUCAAAGAAAUUGAAAUUUCUGGAGAAACCUACAUAGCUGGAAAUGAGGAUAAACUGAUAUUGUAUCAGUUUGAAGCUAGUAGUACUCCUGAUAAGCUAAUUAGCCUUGUUUCUAAGGAAUACUCUUCAGGACAAGAGUUGUCGAGAGUUGACGUAGACUAUCCCAUAGGAGUAGGAGUGCCAGUAAUUAUCGCAAGCUCUUUAAAAGGUUCUAAUGGUAUCCUAGUGAUAAGCACAUCAGACAAUGCUCUAUUAACAAUUAAAAUACCAGAAGGUAAAGUCCAAUGGACUAUAGAGGAAGCUCUUAGCGAUAUAGUUGCUACUGAAUUUUUCGAAUUACCAAUGUCUGAAUUAGAUGCCUCAAUCGAAAAUGAAUUUAAAACAAAUUCUAAUAAUAUUAUUAAUAUGCUCGUCCACAGAUUAACUACACAGACUAAACAGUUGUCCAAUUUAAUUUUUGGUAGUCAGUUAUUAUCAGCUAACGGUUUAGUUAGAGAUGAAUUCGGUUUCCACAAACUUAUUGUAGUGGCAACGAAAGUAGGAAAAUUGUUUGCUAUUGACACUUUAUCUGGAUCGAUAGCAUGGAGUUAUAGGCUACCAAAUGUUAGACCUUUUAAGUUAUUGGACAAGGAAAAGAUGUUUCUAUUUGUACAAAGAACUGCUAGAUAUGCCCCUCUUCCUGCACUGUGUACACUUAUUGCUGAAGAUUCGACAAAUGGAAAUGCAGUUUUAUUUCAGUUCGAUCCUAUCACAGGGUAUUCCAUUAAAGGCAUUGAAAAGUUAGACUUCAAGCUUGCACAGGCAAUGUUGUUGCCAUAUGAAGAUGAAAAUAAUCUUAAACCUGUUCUGCUGCUUUCCUCCGAACAUCAAGCAACUGUGCAUCCACAAACGUCCAAGCUAUUUGUAUACAAUUAUAUAAAACAGAACCAUAUAUUCUUAGUAGAUAGUAAGAAAAAUAGCCUUAAGGGCUAUAACUUUUACCACAGUACCAAAGAAGAAUUUAAACUUACUCCUACAUGGGAAAUCAAGUUCAGUCCUGGUAAAAUAGUAUCAGUUAACACAAAGCAUCCCAACGAAAGGGUACAUUCCCAAGGAAGAGUUCUUCCUGAUAGAUCAGUGUAUUAUAAAUACGUCAAUCCUAAUCUAAUUAGUGUUGCCACAAUAAGUGAAGAUCCAGUUCAUAAGCAUGUAUUGAGUAUAUACUUAAUCGAUGGUAUUUCUGGCCUUAUUAUGUACUCGACAUCACACAAAAGAGCCAAAACUCCUGUUAAGGUAGUGCAUUCUGAAAAUUGGUUGGUGUACUCAUACUUCAGUGAGAGAUUUAGAAGAACUGAAGUUGUUUCUGCUGAAUUAUAUGAAGGGCAUGUUCAAAGUAAUAGCACAGUGUUCAGUUCCCAUGCUAUUAGCGUAUUACCUCAUGUCCAAACACAGUCUUAUAUAUUACCAGCCACUCCUGUUGAUUUAACAGUCACUUUAACAGAGAAAGGCAUAACAAAUAAGUUUCUGCUUCUUGGAUUGUCCACUGGAGUUGUCAUAGAGAUACCUUGGUUGCUUCUGCAGCCUAGAUUCAAUGAUAUACCUUGUGGUCCUGAAGAAAGUUGUAUUCCCUAUAUGCCAGAGGUUCCUCUACCCGCAGAGGCCAUCAUUAACUACAACCAGUCAUUAAGUGGCAUAAAGGGAAUAGAGGUAGCUGCGGCUAGACUCGAAAGUACUUGCCAUGUCUUAAUACAUGGUUUAGAUAUGUUUUAUACUCGUGUGGCACCUUCAAAGACAUUUGAUGUAUUGAAGGAAGAUUUCGAUUAUAUAAUGAUUGUACUAGUGUUAACAGGACUUGUUGUAGCUAGUUAUAUUACCAAAUACCUUGCUUCGAAAAAGACUCUAAAGCAAAUGUGGAAAUAGAUUGUUAACUAGUCAAUUUGAUGUUGUUUAAAUUAGAUUUUUUAUUACGAUUUGUUUCAAAAGUCUGUUCAAUAGUAAAUUGUAGUUUCUGAGAAUAGUUCAAAAUAUUUUAUAAGUAGAUAAAACGGUUGCCCGUUUAAAAAAGUGGUAUGUAUAUUGUUUUACUAUUUCAAUUCCUUUAUUUCUACUUUUACUUUAUAUCCUGAUACAAUGCUCAGUGUAAUGCCAUCAUAAAUGUAGAAUUUUGCAAAAAAAAAACAAUGAUCUAACAUGUUUAUAGUCAAUAAUGAAGUAAUGAAAUGGUUUCUACCAUUUUUAAUGACAAAUGAUAUUCAAAUAUACAGUAAAACAUCCAUUAACCUAAAUAAUUGGGGGCAGGCCGUUUCGGAUAACAAAAAUUUCAGUUAAAAAUAGCAUUGGUUUUUGUAUUCUUCUUGUAUCAAAUUAAAUAGUAUUCUUGUCAAAGUUGGUAUUAAAAACUACUAUGAGGUGAUUUCGUAAUGUGUUGUAUAUUUAAUUGCAUUCUUUAGUUGUAUGAAAACAAUGUUGGUGAUGUUGACAAAUGAACAUCAAAUUGUUUCCUUUUGUGAUAAAAAUUUACUUUUUAUUGACGAAAUUAUUGAAACUAUCAGCUGUUUUGGUCAAACAAUGUUUCGGUUAAAAAGGUUUCGGUUAACAGAGGUUUUACUGUAUAAUAUGUAUUAUACUAUACUGUUUUUAGAAUAUAAUCAUUAAGGGCCAGUUUCACCAACAACAAAUAAACCAGUGAAUAGUUGUGUGGUCAGCGGAAAAAAGUAGACAAGUCAAUUUUUGAAAAACAUUUUUAAUUAUUAAAACACCUAUCAAAAAAAAUAUCUACUGAAAUACAACAGAAAAUUAAAUUGUUAUAUGUGUAGUUCAAUAUCCAAUAUUGAAUUUUUUCAUAAUCAAAAUUUUAAUUUUAAUUAAUUAAUUUUAACUUUAAAACUCAAAAAGUGACUUGUCUGCUUUUGUCCACUGACCACACAGUUAUUCUUCAAAUAAAAUUUAUUAUAAAAAUACUUAAUUAUAAAAAUGCCACAAGGAAAUAGCUUCAGAACAACAUUAAAAUUUAUUAGUCGAAUGUUUCAAUACAGUUUUGAUAUUUUAAAGUUAAACUGACAAAUUUUCUGUGUUAUGGAUAUUUAAAGUGAGAUAAAAAUAAAAUAAGUCUUAUUUGACGUUGGUGAAACGUAGAUGUGUCAGUUUUAUUGGUCGAAUAACUCUAUUCAUCAAAUAAACAACUACUAUUCGUUACCAACCAAAUAAAUCAACUCCCUAUAUGACUAUUAGUGUUUAGAUUCCAUUUCUAUCUUCAAACUUAUUUUACUGAAAUUAUUGUGUAAGUGUUUAUCACAUAAUUUAAUUUUGAUAAAAUCAUUUUGAUUACAUUUGUUUAUACAGAUGUGGCCAUUGAAUAGUUUACUCUUACUUAUCUUACUCUUACAUACAUAGUGGAUUUUUUGAAUUUUUAUCUCCUUUAGAAGCAAAUUUAUGUGAAUGACCAGUGGCGGACCCAGAAUAGGUUGAUUGAAGUUAAAAAAACAAAAUGAAAUAAAUCAAUGUAACAAAAUUAUAUGUAACUUUCUUUAAAAAAGUACUUAAGUUUUUUUGAAUAAAAUCGAUUAUGUUUUUAAUAACAAAAAUAAGGAAGUAUGGGUUAAAAAUAUCCAUUGUAUUUUAAAUUUAUUUUAUAUUAAGUAAUGAUAAACAUUAACACAAUUAAUAUUUGGUAGAAGCUCCAUCAUUGUCAAUAAAACUUUGCAAUCUUCUAUUUCUAGGUAGCAUCAAUCUCCUCUUGUUAUAUUCAUCAAGUUCCUCCCAUACCUGCUCAAUUGCUUUCCAUAGUUCAAUUAUAUUCCAAGGCCCAAGGUUUCAUUCAUUUAAUUUGUUUUCAACUGUGCCCACACUACACAUAUGCACCAGGUAAUUUUCAUGUUGGAAGAUGAAGUUGUUAUUGGGAAAUCUCUGGAUCACUGAUGGCAACAUUAUGUUCUCAAGAUUAUGUUUGUAAUAUAAUCCUGUUAAUUUUCCUUCUAUAUGAGAACAAAUGAAGGGUACGGGAGAAGAAUGGCAAUAGUCCAUUUGGAUUUUGCUCGAGCACACUGAAAGAUAAGAUUUAUUAACUUAUUAUAAAGUCAACAUUAAAGAAAAAUAGUAAAAUAAUAAUUACUUGAUUUUAUAUUAUACUAUAUUGACUUUAUAAUAAGUAGAUAAUUCUUAAUUUUCGUGCUUGAGAUAAAUCCAAAUGGACUAUUGUCUUUCUUCCCCUGUACCCUUCAAAUGCCUGGGCCUUUAGCACUUAUCCAUUCCUUUAUGUUGACAAAGAUACCUCCACUAUUUCGUAAAUGAUGAAUAUAUUUUUCAUAAAACCUAUGAUUCCUCUGCCUAUAAACUCUUAUUUGAUGAUUACUAUAUGAUUGAAACACUUUCUCAUCAGAAAAUGCAACCUUAGACCAAAAGUUGUUUUCAUAGUUUAUGAAUUCAUUAUAUUAUAAUGCAACUGGUCUCCUAUUGUGAUCCUCAGUCAAAAAAGGUUUCCUUGCAGCUGCACAAUUUAUCAAUUCAUUUGCAAUCCUUCUACAUGGAGUGUAUAUGCUGCCUGGAAAUGCUGUCAAGCUUGGCAAAAAGAUCUUUCAAAUAAUCUACUAACACCUCAUCUUGUUGCCCGUUGGAGAUCUGGCCUCUUGAACCACCUAACUGUCCUAAAGGGUGAAAAUGAUCCCACCUUUGUUUGCUUUUCCAUAUGAACAUAUGGCCAUGUUCAAAUCUGCAGCUACUUGCCUUAGCGUAUGAGUUUGGCAAGUGCUCUUGAUUUUUUGUGCUUCAUUCAAAUGUAAAAUUUAUGUAUAAAUACAAUGCAUUACAAAAUAAAAAGGAAGGUGUAAACUAUUCAUUGACUGCAGCUGUACAUAGUUCAUGUAUGAUUAUGAUUGUUUUUAUUAAAUUAUUGAUAAGUAUUGGUAUAUAAUUUAAAUUACUACAAAUUAAAAAUUCUCAGUUAUGAUGGCCAUAAAAAUUGGUAGAAAAAAAAGAGUAAUGUCCUCUACUGACAUACAGGCUCUACAAUAUAUUAAUUGAAUGAAUUUCGAAUGCAUUUAGUUACUAUUAAGAAUGGCAACACAAAGUAUUCACUCGUUAAAUUAUUUUUGGCUAGCUAUUAUGUAACCAUUAUACUGAAGUCAUUAUUAAUUCAAGUACUAAAUCAGUAUUUAAAGUAUUUAUUUGUAAAAUUCUCUUUCUGCACUGACUUUUGAAAUACAUAUUAUUAAGUUCAGUUGAAUCAUUUUCUAAGACAAGCUGAAAAGGUGAUCAGCACCUUCAGCUGGUUUUGGAGAUGUGGUGUAUGCAUUUUGUAAUUUGUUAUGUAUUUGAUAAAUAAAGGUAAAAUGAAUGUCUCAAGGGGUGUGUAUUGUAAAUUUUAUUUGUUAAAAUUUUACGAAUCAAACAAUUUGUAUGAACCAAUUGUUGUUUAUUUAUUUUUUUUUGGAAAAAAUACAAGUGUCACUGAAUA